This is a messenger RNA of Dacryopinax primogenitus, 1072 nucleotides long. Its product is annotated as heat shock protein 30. The record is from RefSeq and is a predicted model, not a curated record. The coding region runs from base 73 to 936 and encodes 287 amino acids. Gene Ontology annotation, cellular component: endoplasmic reticulum; plasma membrane. The transcript has a single exon. Lineage: Eukaryota; Fungi; Basidiomycota; Dacrymycetes; Dacrymycetales; Dacrymycetaceae.
AGCUUCGCCACAACACUAGCCUAAGCCUACCGACUAAUCUUUCUUUCCCCCUCCCUAAAAUCAUCAUUCACAAUGUCCGGCAAUCAGGCAGUCGACAUCAACCCGCCUAAUGCGCAAAUCAGCAUUAACACGAACGGUUCGGACUGGAUGUGGGCGGCAUUUGCCCUUUUCAUGCUCUCCGACCUCGGCAUGAUUGCAUGGAUGUACAUGCGCCAUAGUGCACAGCGCGUUCUGCACGUCGUACCCAUCAUCGCUCUCUCGAUAAUGUCGGUCGCAUACUUCUCCAUGGCUGCCGAUCUCGGUAGCACCCCGAUUGUCGCAGAGUUCUACGGGAACCACCAUCAGGUUUACGCGGGCGACCCUGCUACACGUGCCAUCUGGUACGCAAGGUACAUCGGUUGGGUCCUGACAAUGCCCCUGCUCGUCCUCGAAGUCCUGUUCACCGCCGCGAUGUCGCCCACUGAAGUGGCUUCCACAAUGUUCUUCCAAGUGGUCGCCUUCGUAUCGUUCCUUGUCGGUGCGCUUGUCACAUCGACCUACAAGUGGGGCUACUUCGUCUUCGCCGUCGCCUCUCUCGUUUACGUGAUCGUCACCCUCCUCGGGCCUGGUCGCAAUGCUGCUGGACUGAUCAGUGACAGCGUGCGCAGCAUCUUCACACGCAAUGUCUCUGUCCUGGCAUUCCUCCUGUUCCUGUAUCCCAUUGCCUGGGGUUUGGCUGACGGCGGCAACGUUAUCACCUCCGAUGGCGAGAUGGUCUUCUACGGCGUCCUCGAUAUACUUCUCUACAUCUGCUUCCUUUACGGCUUCGUAUACCAGCUUCGCGCUACCGAUGUCUGCUGCUUUGGCUUCGGUCCCAAGACGCACAAGCUCAUCACUGAGAAGCCUGUUCCCGCGGCUGCUCCUGCUGUAGCUCCUGCACCUGAACAGAUUGUAUAAGAGGUCGACUUUUUUCAUCACCACUGUAUCCAUGACCUGAUACCGUUGAACGACGGUCUAUCUAUCUCCAAACAACAUCCUGUCACUAAUAAUGUAAUGCCGUCACGAAUAAUUACGAUUUGGUUUCUGCAGAAAU